Drosophila subpulchrella is the source of this 978-nucleotide messenger RNA. RefSeq lists its product as uncharacterized. The coding region runs from base 127 to 888 and encodes 253 amino acids. The transcript has 2 exons. Lineage: Eukaryota; Metazoa; Arthropoda; Insecta; Diptera; Drosophilidae. The record is from RefSeq and is a predicted model, not a curated record.
GGCAAUACCUGUUACGUAUAAAAGCCCCACGAAAACCUCAGAAGUCAUACAGUUCACUACGAGCCGCUAAGGAAGUCAAACCUCAAUCCUCCCAUUCCCACUCAAACAGCUCAACAAAGCCCAGAAAUGCGUGGAUUCAUUGUCCUGUGUAUGUUCGCCGUAGCGUUGGCCGCCCCUCAGGGCUACAACUACAAUCCUGGCCCGUCCGCCUUCGGUGGCAUCAGCACAACCAGUGGGGGCGGCUCCUUCUUCCAGGGAGCUGCUCAGGUGGGGCCGGUCCAGGCGCAACCCAUCUACCAGCAGCAGGCCGUGCAGGCUCACCAUCACCAGCAACAGCAGGUACAACAGGUUCAGCAGCAGCAAGCCAUCGUGUCCAAGCGCUUCUUCAUCCACUCCGCCCCGGAGGAGGCCGAGGACUACAAGGAGCGUCACAUUACCGUCGGCGUCCCCAAGCGUAACUACAACGUGGUGUUUAUAAAGUCGCCCCAGCGCAACAACAAGAAGACCAUUAAGAUCAGUCCCGCCGCCAACGAGGAGAAGACCGUCAUUUACGUGCUGAGCAAGAAGGGCGAGAGCGACCUGAAUGCCGAGGUUGUGGAACAGGCUAGCUCCACUAGCAAGCCGGAGGUCUUCUUCAUCAAGUACAAGACCAACGAGGAAGCCGCCCACGCACAGCAGCAGAUCCAGGCCCAGUACGACGCCCUGGGUGGUAGCAGCCAGCUGACCGAUGAGGGAGUGGCCCCCGUCACCUCUGUUAUUGGAGCCCUGGGAGGCAGCGACGGCCACGUAGAUGCCGGAUCCGCUGUGGGCGGCACAGGAGCCGGCCAGAUCUCCUCCGCUUCUGCCGGAUCGCACACGGGCAGUGCAUACCUGCCACCCAAUUUCUAACCGUUGAGCGUUAUUCCCCCAAAAGAAACUUUACAGUCCUCUGUGAAAAUGUUAUUGUUAUUAAUAAAAUAAUAUCGCUGUUGAAUUUAA